Ramularia collo-cygni is the source of this 327-nucleotide messenger RNA. RefSeq lists its product as uncharacterized. NCBI's taxonomy places the organism in Eukaryota, Fungi, Ascomycota, Dothideomycetes, Mycosphaerellales, Mycosphaerellaceae. The transcript has 3 exons. Bases 1 to 327 code for a protein of 108 amino acids. The record is from RefSeq and is a predicted model, not a curated record.
AUGCUGGAGACAUGUCGCGCUGGCGCGAAUAGAACGACGUUCAUCUCCCAACAGUCCGAAGAUCACCACGGUGUACGCAGAGUUCUAGUGACCUACGUAUGUCCACACCUUUCUUCUCGCGACGUAUUAGAGUAUCCAACCUUCCUCAACCUCGUCAAACAUCACAAUGGAAGAGAACUCACCAACCGCCUCCGCGGCACUCACCAAGGCGGAGAAGACUCAAGUCGCCACCGAGAAAGUCAUCGGCACCACCGAGUUGCUGGAAGGCAUCCUUCUCCACCUCACCAACGACUUCCAGACUCUGCUCUUCAGUCAGCGUGUCUGUAA